Molecule: messenger RNA, 2408 nt
Organism: Drosophila ananassae
Lineage: Eukaryota; Metazoa; Arthropoda; Insecta; Diptera; Drosophilidae
Product: cytosol aminopeptidase
Exons: 1
Coding region: 351-2003 (550 amino acids)
Biological process (GO): proteolysis
Cellular component (GO): cytoplasm
Molecular function (GO): metalloaminopeptidase activity; manganese ion binding
Source: RefSeq, a predicted model, not a curated record
CGUAUCCUUGAUUUAUAUUUAAGUUUUAAAAGUAAAAUAAAUUUAAAACUAAUAGCGCGUUAGUUUUGAGAAUAAAGUCAGAGGUGGAGAGACUGGAACACCUGUCAGUUGGUCCUCAUCCAACAGCCAACUGAAACGGAGUCGGCGUUCCGAACAACGUCCCAAUAUAUGGGAUUCCGGUCAUGUUAGUCUACCCUUCAUCCUAACGAAGGAACACACUUUGUAAUUUCAUUCCAAAAUUGUCAGGAACAACGUGGAAAUAAAUUUGGUUUAUUUGUCUUCUUCAAUAAACUCGACUGAAUAGUUGGUCGAGAAGGCGUAACCCGUAACCAGAGAGCGUGUAAUCCCAAAUGGCAUCCACUCGCAUGAUGAACGCCUUCCAUCGAAACGUUAAUCUGUAUCGUAGGGUGCAGGGCACCAGGCCGGGUCCCCCAUUGCCCGGCGGUGGACCAUUAUUGACCCAGGGUCUUCGCCCAUAUGACUAUCACAUCCUGAGCAGGGGACUGGCGGACAAGUGCGAGGGCAAGUCAGUGAUCAAGGGCGUUGUGGUGGGUGUGUAUGCCAAAGAGGGUGACAAGGACCCAAAGAUGACGUCCAGCGGCGAAAAGUUCGAUGACCGGGCAUCGGGCAAGAUCUCGGAGCUGAUACGCGAAACUGGACUCAAGGGCGAACUGGCCCAGGGCAGGGUCUUCAUGAACGUUGAUGCCGAGUACCGGGCAGUGGCAGUGGUUGGUCUGGGCCAGGAGGGAGCCGGCUUCAAUGACCUAGAGAUGAUUGACGAGGGAAUGGAGAACGCCCGCGUUGCCGCUGGCGUUGGAGCUCGGUCACUGCAGCUCCAGGGCUGCACGGAGGUGCAUGUGGACUCCAUGGAGUACCCGGAGCAGGCGGCCGAGGGCAGUGCCCUGGCCAUUUGGCGCUACAACACCAACAAGCGCAAACAGAAUCGCACCCACAUCCCCAAGCUGGAUCUCUAUGACUCGCCCGAUGUGGAUGCCUGGACGAGGGGUUUGUUUAAGGCUGAGUCCCAGAACUUGGCUCGGCGGCUGAGCGACUCCCCCGCCAACCAGAUGACCCCCACCAUCUUUGCCCAGUCGACGGUGGACGCUCUCUGCCCGUGCGGCGUCUCUGUGGAGGUGCGCUCCAUGGACUGGAUCGAGCAGCAGAGCCUGAACUCCUUUCUGAUGGUGGCCAAGGGCAGCUGCGAGCCGCCCGUGGUCCUGGAGGUCAGCUACUGUGGCACCUCGCCGGAGGACAAGCCCAUCCUCCUCCUGGGCAAGGGCCUGACCUACAACAGUGGUGGCCUGUGCCUGCGUCCCAAGAACUGCCUGCACAUGUACCGCGGCUGUAUGGCCGGGGCGGCGGUGUGCGUGGCUGCCAUCCGGGCAGCGGCCGCCCUGUCGCUUCCGAUCAACAUCUCCGCCGUGCUGCCGCUGUGCGAGAACAUGCCCUCCGGUAUGGCCGUAAAGCCGGGCGACGUGGUCACUCUGCUGAAUGGCAAGACCAUGGGCAUCGUGGACGUUAGCAAGGCCGGUGUGGUGGUGAUGGCCGAUCCGCUCCUCUUCGCCCAGACGACAUUCAAGCCCCGGCUGGUGGUGGAUCUGGCCACCGUGGGCUAUGGCGUUUGUGCCGGACUCGGGGGAGCAGCCGCCGGAAUGUUCAGCAACUCGAACUUCAUUGCCAAGCAGAUGGAGAAGGCCGGCGGACUGACUGGGGAUCGGGUGUGGCGCCUGCCCCUGUGGCGCUACUUCAAGCAGCUGGUGACCCCGAAUCUAACCUACGACAUCAGCAAUCGGGGUCGCGGUCCGGCCUCCAGCUGCAUAGCCGCUGCCAUUCUGCACGAGCUGGUGCCGUGCGUGGAUUGGGCCCACAUCGAUAUCCGGAAUGUGGGCAUGCUGACGCGACACAAUCCGCUGCCGUACCUGCUGAAGGAUCGCAUGACCGGUAGGCCGACGCGUACGAUCAUCCAGUUUCUGUACCAGAUGGCCUGUCCGGAGAGCAAGUGAUCUCCCGGCCGGACGGGAUCGCUGGGAUGGGACAUCUGGCUUCUGGCUUCUGGUCCGUAGCUUCAGUAACGCUAGUUUCCACGUCCUCAAUGUUCUUUGUUCCGUUGUUCUCGUUACGUUUUUCGUAUGACAUUACGUUUUUUUGUAUCUCUGUCCCCCAUGUCCGUGUCCCGCGCGUUUUUUGUCCAAAAUUUGUUGUUUAGUGUUCCCCUGUGCGGCCGGAGCUGCCUCACAGAAUGGCACCUGGAUCCGAUGAAUGGGGCUGGAACCGAUGGAAAGGAUGAAGGACAAAGGAGUAGGUUUUUACAGGCGACUACCUAAAUUUUAUUGUUCCAAUGGAAUCGACUUGAAGGCCUGUGAGUCGGCUCCCAGUUGCACAGAAUAAAAGGCUUUAAAAAAAAUUAA